This is a messenger RNA of Hevea brasiliensis (rubber tree), 1416 nucleotides long. RefSeq names its product protein BRANCHLESS TRICHOME. Lineage: Eukaryota; Viridiplantae; Streptophyta; Magnoliopsida; Malpighiales; Euphorbiaceae. The record is from RefSeq and is a predicted model, not a curated record. The coding region runs from base 176 to 1159 and encodes 327 amino acids. The transcript has a single exon.
UACAAUCCACAUCUUGAAACCAAGGAUAAACGGGCCUACCCCCAAAUUGCUUUCUUCACAGGGCAAAUCCCCAUUACAAAAAGGAAAAGAAGAAGGAAAGUAAGAGAAGCAAAGCACAAAAGAGAUAAAGCUCAUUUGCAAAUCAAUACAACAAGAUGUGGAGGACGUGAAGGUGAUGAUGAUCGGUAGCGUAGAAAAUUCCGCAAAUGAAUCCAUUCCUCAAUACCCCAUCACCACCGCCACUUGCCCAACCUGGAAAUUGUACGAGAAUCCAUUUUAUAAUUCUCACCAUACUAAUCAUCAUCAGCAUCCACACCACAGGCAUUGCCAAAGUAACAAGCAUUUUCACCCUCUCUCUGCUCGUAAGAUCGCUCCUUCCUUCUGGGAUCUGACCUUCUUCAGGCCUAUCAUGGAGACUGAACUAGAAAUUGCUGGAGCCCAGAUCAUUGAAUUGAAAGCUGAGCUCGAAUAUGAAAGAAAGGCACGAAGGAAAGGGGAGACUAUGAACAAAAUAUUGGCUAAAGAACUAGCUGAGGAGAGAAAGGGAAGAGAGGCUCUUGAGAGAGUUUGUGAAGAACUUGCUAGAGAAAUUUCAUCGGAUAAAGUAGAGAUUGAUCGCAUAAAAAGAGAAAUUGAGGAGGAAAGAAAGAUGCUAAGAGUGGCUGAGGUGUUAAGAGAAGAAAGGGUUCAAAUGAAGCUCGCCGAGGCAAAGAUUCUCUUUGAAGAAAAACUAUUAGAAUUGGAGGGAAGUAAAAUGUCAGAACCUGAUGAGAAUCCAACUUUGAAGAUGGAACAAGAAGAUAAGAAUCAAGAAGAUCAGGCAACUGCAAAUAAUUUAUCUGGAAAGUUUAGCAGACUGAUACUGGGGGAGCGGUCCUGUGAUGAUAAUAAUGGAGCAGAUUCAAGAGAAUCAACAAGAGCAGUUCUAAGUGAAAAAUCAUCGUGUAAUGAUAAUCAUAGCAGUGUUUCAUCUGUGACAGUUGAGAAUCCUCAUAUAAAGAGAGGGAUCAAAGGGUUCGUGGAAUUCCCUCGAGUGGUUCGAGCAAUCGGAUCCAAAAGUAGGCACUGGGGAACAAAGCUGGAGUGUCAAAAAGCUCAGCUAAGGAUUCUGCUGAGACAAAAGAACCCCAUCAGAUCCAAUAAUGUUAUUAUCAGUUGAAAGUAAUCAUUUUCUUCUUCUUCACUUCUUUCUGUGCUUGAUUCAUUUAGUUUUGCUUUUCUUUAUAAUGCAUUCUCGUUUUCAUCUUGAUUUACUUCCUUAAAAGGGUUAGUAGCCAGUACCUGGUUUUUGUUUUGUUGUGUUUUGGAAGAUUGCACGGACUAUGUAAGCACUUUUGGGAUUGCAAUUUGCAAAUAGCAAUAAAAAUGUACAUGAGCUUGUGUUGAUGGGUUUUGAGUCCUAGAAGAACUCAAGUC